CCGGGAGCUGUAGAGCUGUGUCUUAGCAGUAGUUGCAGAGCUCCAUCCUAACGGCGAGCCCUCCGCAAUAUUGACACCCUUCUGCAGCAAACAAAAAAAGCGAACUUUACAGCUGUCCACAAGCGCACCAUUCCCCGCAGCAUAUGUUAAGCGAUCAAACAUCUGAGUUUUUCUUGUAAUUGAUCGUGGGAUAUCUACCAAAAGAAACAAGAGUCCCCUAAAAAGAGCAAGAGCAACAAUGAGGGAAAUUCUACACAUCCAGGCUGGACAAUGCGGGAACCAGAUCGGAGCCAAGUUUUGGGAGGUGAUCAGCGACGAACAUGGAAUUGAUCCUUCGGGAAGUGCCCGUGGUGAAAGUGGUAUACAGCUGGAUAGGAUCAACGUCUAUUACAAUGAAGCAGCCGGUGACAAGUAUGUUCCUCGUGCGAUUCUGGUGGAUUUGGAGCCUGGGACUAUGGACUCUGUCAGAUCUGGACCAUUUGGACAAAUAUUUAGACCAGAUAACUUUGUAUUUGGUCAAAGUGGUGCUGGAAAUAAUUGGGCCAAAGGCCACUACACUGAGGGAGCUGAACUGGUGGAUGCAGUGCUUGAUGCGGUGAGGAAGGAGUCUGAAAGCUGUGACUGUUUACAGGGAUUCCAGCUCACUCACUCUCUGGGUGGUGGUACUGGCUCUGGGAUGGGCACCCUCCUCAUCAGUAAGAUCCGGGAAGAAUACCCUGACCGUAUCAUGAACACAUUCAGUGUGAUGCCCUCACCUAAAGUUUCGGACACUGUGGUGGAGCCAUACAAUGCUACCCUGUCUGUCCAUCAGCUGGUGGAGAACACAGAUGAGACAUACUGCAUUGACAAUGAAGCCCUUUAUGAUAUCUGCUUUCGUACCAUGAAGCUGACCACUCCCACAUAUGGAGACCUUAAUCACUUGGUCUCUGCAACCAUGAGCGGAGUAACCACAUGCCUUCGCUUUCCUGGACAACUCAAUGCUGACCUUCGCAAGCUGGCAGUGAACAUGGUGCCCUUCCCUCGGCUCCACUUCUUCAUGCCUGGCUUUGCCCCACUAACCAGCCGUGGCAGCCAGAAUUACAGAGCACUCACUGUGCCAGAGCUAACCCAGCAAAUGUUUGAUGCUAAAAAUAUGAUGGCAGCUUGUGACCCACGGCAUGGACGCUACUUGACCGUUGCUGCCAUAUUCCGAGGCCGGAUGUCCAUGAAAGAAGUAGAUGAGCAGAUGCUGAAUGUCCAGAACAAGAACAGCAGUUACUUUGUGGAGUGGAUUCCCAAUAAUGUUAAGACAGCUGUCUGUGACAUUCCUCCCCGGGGCCUCAAAAUGUCCUCUACCUUCAUCGGCAACAGCACUGCCAUUCAGGAGUUGUUCAAGCGAAUCUCUGACCAGUUCACUGCCAUGUUCCGUAGGAAGGCCUUCUUGCACUGGUACACUGGAGAGGGGAUGGAUGAGAUGGAGUUCACUGAAGCUGAGAGCAACAUGAAUGACCUGGUAUCAGAGUACCAACAGUACCAGGAUGCCACUGCAGAUGAACAGGAAGAGUUCGAAGAAGAAGAGGGAGAUAAUGAUGAAGCAUAGGUAUGGUGGGAUCAUCAAGAAGCCUCUCUGUUGGAGAGAAAGUUGUUUUGAGUCAACUAUUGAAUUCUGCUGAUUCUUCCAGCCAUUUAAUUAAGAAGACAUUGUGAUGCUCAUGGAAAUGGAAUUCCUUUUGAAGGUUUGUGUGUGUGGUUUAAUAUGAUCUGUAGUUUUAAAACAAUAGUGCCCACAGUAGGCUAUGUUCUGAAAUUCAACUUUAUGAACUGGCCUGAAAAGUCUUAUCCUGCAGCUGCUGAACCUGUCUGAGUAGCUUGUUUCAGUUUGUUAGAUUGGUAAUUUGUGUGCUUCUAAAUAAAGAUACCUUGUCAGUUCUGGUGUUGACAUACAGCCUUUUAAACUCCUUUACUGAUUGUUUUACAGGCUUUCAGGCAGUAAAACAAUCUCUAAAAUGGGAAGCAGAUUGGCAACUGCAACAAGGAGGGCAGGAUGAGAUUUGCCCUUCAUUCUUUAAAGUACUAGUAUGAUCCCUUUUGACUUGCAGACUAUUUUGUUUAUUUUCUCUCUUCAGCUGAGAAAGUAAGAAUACUUCUUAAAACUAUUAAAUGUAACAAUCGGGCACUAUAGCUUUAGAUGUAGUCAGUUGUUUUAAAAAGGAAAUGUAAUUAAUAACGAAACCUUCCCUAGAAGAGUAGCAUAAAGCACUGUUCAGUAAUAAGUGUUGAGAUCUGAUAGUGUUACGUUGAUUUGAGAUGCAGAGGUAGACCUUGGAACAGUGGUUUUCAACUCCAUGAACUGCCAAAGAGCCCUCAACAGGUUCAUACAGCUCUUUCUGGAUCGGUGAUUGUUCUCUAUAUUGCAUGCAUAUCUAAGUUUGUCUUUCUGCGAUGUUUGUACUGUGAAAAUCAAAUCAUUCAAAUAAAUCAAUACAACUUC
Molecule: messenger RNA, 2470 nt
Organism: Hemiscyllium ocellatum (epaulette shark)
Lineage: Eukaryota; Metazoa; Chordata; Chondrichthyes; Orectolobiformes; Hemiscylliidae
Product: tubulin beta chain-like
Exons: 4
Coding region: 239-1579 (446 amino acids)
Biological process (GO): mitotic cell cycle; neuron migration; microtubule cytoskeleton organization
Cellular component (GO): cytoplasm; microtubule
Molecular function (GO): structural constituent of cytoskeleton; GTPase activity; GTP binding
Source: RefSeq, a predicted model, not a curated record